UCUCUCUCUCCCUCUCUCUCUCUCUCUCUCUCUCUUUCUCACGCGGUGAUCUAAAGACUCUCCUUUUCUGUGUCUGAAAUCGCCGCACACCAAUUUAGAAUCCAUAAAGUCUCGUCGCGGGUCCACACGUUUUCUUUCGAUUGUGGAUUUGCUCGAUUCCCUUGAUCUUCGUCCUGUAAAACAUAGGAGUAAUAAUCUCCUCGGUGAACUCCACCCUCUGUUGUCUGUUCUAAUCUAGGGGUUCAAUCAUCAAUCCAUCUUAGAUUUCCCGUGCUGUUUCGGUUUGAUUUUGAUUCGGCGCUGAAUUAGGGUUUCAGUACUCACUCGAUUAUCGAUUCACUCGAUUCCUUUGAUCGUCCUUCUUCCUGAUAGCAUAAUCUGGGGUUUCAGUCAACAAUCCCUCCUUAGAUUCUCCCCUUUCAAGCCUUUAGAUUUUAAGGUCUUGAUCUCCCAUUAAAGCUAGCGUUUAGGGUUUCCCCGCCGUUUGAUUCGAUUCGGCACUGACAAUAGGGUUCACUCAUUAAUCCUUAGGUUUUGAUAGUUUUUUAUGAUCUAGGUUUUUUGGCGUUUCAUGGGGUUGUGCAAUUCCAUAUGGACGAUCUACUGUCCGAUUCUAUCCGAGGCUGAAAUUCUAAUUACGAAAGUCCUCGUAGUUGAAUUUCACGUCCCAUUGUUCUUUGUAUAGGCCCCCCCCUCCCCUCCCUCACCCCCCUCCCCCCGCCCCCCAAUUUGCUUUUAAUUGUAGGGUUUAUUGCCUAUUUUCUAUGAUGAAGAGUUCAGGGGGUUUAACCGUUGCUUCGCCAAAGCAGUACGGUGUCACAAAGCCGUUGUCUACCGCAGGGCCUACGGUCACGGAUUUACAGAGAUCUAGGGAAUUGGAGAGGUUUUUGGUUAAUGCUGGGCUGUAUGAAAGCAAGGAGGAAGCUGCCAAGAGAGAGGAGGUUCUUUGUCGCAUCAAGGAGGUUGUGAAAGAUUGGGUGAAGCAACUUACACGGUUGCGAGGCUACACCGAUCAGAUGGUGGAGGCUGCAAAUGCUGUUUUAUUCACUUUUGGCUCUUAUCGGCUCGGGGUACAUGGUCCCGGAGCUGACAUAGAUACCUUAUGUGUUGGGCCUUCCUAUGUGAAUCGCGAGGAAGAUUUCUUCUUUGGACUGCACAACAUUCUGGCUGAGAUGGAAGAAGUUACAGAGCUGCAACCAGUCCCAGAUGCUCAUGUGCCCGUUAUGAAACUUAAGUUUGAUGGAGUAUCAAUUGAUCUUCUUUAUGCAAGUAUUUCUCUGUUGGUUGUCCCAGAAGAUUUGGAUAUCUCAGACUUGUCUGUAUUGGACAAUGUUGACGAGCCAACAGUUCGGAGCCUCAAUGGCUGUAGGGUUGCAGACCAGAUUCUUAAGCUUGUACCAAAUGUUGAGCAUUUUCGCACAACGCUGCGGUGUUUGAAGUUUUGGGCAAAAAGGCGUGGUGUUUAUUCCAACGUGACUGGUUUUCUUGGCGGUGUGAACUGGGCUCUUCUUGUAGCUAGGGUGUGUCAGCUGUAUCCCAAUGCAAUUCCUAGUAUGCUGGUUCCCCGAUUUUUCAGGGUUUAUACGCUGUGGCGUUGGCCGAAUCCUGUGAUGCUUUGUGCUAUAGAAGAUGAACUUGGAUUUUCUGUAUGGGACCCUCGUAAAAAUCCUAAGGACCGAACUCAUCAUAUGCCAAUAAUAACACCUGCCUACCCUUGCAUGAAUUCUAGUUACAAUGUAUCCGUAAGUACUCUUCGGGUCAUGAUGGAGCAAUUCGAAUUUGGUAAGAAGAUCUGUGAGGAAAUAGAAGUGAAUAAAGCCCAGUGGAGUGCUCUGUUUGAACCAUACUUUUUCUUCGAGAGCUAUAAAAACUAUCUGCAAGUGGACAUAGGUGCUGUCGAUGCUGAUGAUUUGCUUGCUUGGAAAGGUUGGGUUGAAUCCCGUCUACGGCAGCUGACACUGAUGAUAGAGCGGGACACCUACGGGAAGUUGCAGUGCCAUCCAUAUCCACACGAGUAUGUUGACUAUACAAAACAGGGUUCGCAUUGUGCCUUUUUUAUGGGUUUGCAGAGGAAGCAAGGGGAGGUAGUCCAAGAAGGUCAACAAUUUGAUAUUCGUGGUACUGUUGAUGAAUUCAAGAAUUCAGUGAACAUGUACAUGUUUUGGAAACCUGGGAUGGAAAUCCACGUUUCCCAUCUCCUUAGAAAAAAGAUUCCUUUGUAUGUGCUUCCGGAAGGUUAUAGGCGAACUCGACCACAGAGGCUCACUAGUGAGCAACAUCAAGAAAAACUCUCUCCUGAGAAUAGUGAAAGACAUCUCAAGAGGAAAAGAGAUUCUGAUGCCAUACCAGUUAAGGGGGAAAGUCCAGAGAAACGGAAAUUCAUUUCCCCAGAGAGGCAGGAUUCAGUUUCUUCUGAAAUUGUCAGUGCAUCUAGGGACUCUUUGGCAUCGGCUAUUGUAGGACCAAAAUUGGAGAUAGAUAAUGAAGGUGGUGAAGAGGCCAGCAAGGGCCUUGUUAAAUCAGAACGAGAGAAAUCGUGUGGUGUAAAUGCUUUCAAGGCUGGAUGCUCUUCCAGUACAAGCAUUGUCACUAGCCUUGCUAGUGAGAUGUGCUCUUGUGAGAAGGAUUUUGGGCUUCAAUCAGUUCAUGGUAGUAGUGAGGGUAGCCCAACAAGUGUUGCAGGGAGUAAUAGCUCUGGAUCUUCCCAGGGAUCGUGUGAAGCAGAUUCGGAAGUGCGCCUUGAGAAUGGUUGUGACAACAAUGGCAGCGGCUUAUUUCAGGGUGGACUGCUGGAAGAGUUUGAGGUUUCGAAUUUAAGUUAUUUUUUCCCUCUACCUUCUGCAGUUUAUUAUUUGUUUUUUGUUCCAUGCGAUUCACCUUUUGAUUCUUCUUUACUUCUGAUUCAUACAUAAGGUUCGAAUUGUUGGCAUAUUAAAUUGAAUGAAGUUGUAUGAUCCUAACAACAAUGUUCAUAAUUAUUAAGCUCUGCAUGUUUAUGAAUUUUGACCUUCCAGUUUUCUAAUUGUUGGUUCCCUCUUUUUUUUUCAUGAAGCCAAAAGCGACACUUGGGAUGUUACUAAAAUCAAGGGUCGGAAUUGAUUCAGCAUCUGCGCCGGAGACGAUCACAAGGCAUGUGCUCUAAACUUCUGAACACUAGUUCACUUCAAACUAUUUUUGCAUCUCUUUUAUCUUUGUACUGCUUUCUUUGCUUUUGUUUUAUCUGCCCGUCUUUUUAGCAGGAUGAGUCUGACAUCUUCAGCAUGAAAUCGAGUUCUUUGCUCCAGAAACCAUGUCUGUUUGAGGAAAGGCAGAAAGCCAGCAGUUCGGGUAAGUAACAAUGUUCAUUGCUGGCUUUCAUUUCUUUCUUUUUUCCAGGCAUGCUCCUGUGUGUUCUAUCAGCUAAUCCGGAAACCAAGCGUCAGUGAAGAGCUCUCCGGGGUUUAAUUUCACUAAUGUACAGUUUUUAGUUGUCUUAACUUCUUGUGUGCUGGUCAAGUGGUGAGCUCCCGAUGCCCUCUUGGAAGAAGAUUAGGGUUAGGUUUUUGUUGUCUCCCUUAAAUGAACUCAUUUGUUUAUUAGGCAAAUUGGGGGAGUCCAACUUAGAAGGCAGGGUGUUGGUAGUAGGUUGUUGGGAGACUUUUUUUUUCUAUUUUUCGUGUAUCCGGCUCUUGUACACUAGCUACCGUGAAAUGACAUAUCUUAAAUCAA
Rhododendron vialii is the source of this 3708-nucleotide messenger RNA. Its product is annotated as nuclear poly(A) polymerase 4-like. Lineage: Eukaryota; Viridiplantae; Streptophyta; Magnoliopsida; Ericales; Ericaceae. The record is from RefSeq and is a predicted model, not a curated record. The coding region runs from base 765 to 2912 and encodes 715 amino acids. Gene Ontology annotation, molecular function: poly(A) RNA polymerase activity; RNA binding. Gene Ontology annotation, cellular component: nucleus. The transcript is spliced from 10 exons.